AUGAAACUGGCAUUUGUAACUGGGUCAAAUAAAGGUAUCGGGUUUAGCAUCAUUGAAAAACUUUUGAAAUUAUACCGCCCUACAGGAGAAUGGGAUGUGUUUCUAACAGCUCGUAAUAUUGGACUUGGUCAGGAAGCUGUGAGAAAGCUCAAUAACAAGGGCCUGGAUGUUAAAUUCCAUCAGCUAGAUAUAACGGAUCGAGAUAGUCGAAAAGCGUUCCUAACAUUCGUAGAGAGAAACUAUCCCAAUGGAAUCAACGUUGCAGUUAAUAAUGCUGGAAUUGCCCACAAAGCAAACUGUUUGGUUCCAUUUGGCAAUCAAGCACGUAGUUUGGUGAACACCAACUUUACUUCAACUGUCGAUUUCACGGAAGAGUUCAUUCCUUUACUAGCUGAAAAUGCCAGAGUCGUUAAUAUCUCUGCUACUCUCUCUCUGUUCAUGUUAAAGAAACUCAGUAGUGAUCUUUACGAAAAAUUUGUCGGCCCUAUGAACCUUCCGGAGUUGAAAAAACUUAUGGUGGAGUUUGUAAGAUCUGCUGAGGAUGGCACUUAUUCUGAGAAAGGUUGGCCUUCAAAUGCCUAUGGAGUAUCCAAAAUGGGUCUUACAAAGGCUUCGUUUAUUUUCGGUGAUAUGCUGAAAGAUGAUCCAAGAGGGGUUGUGGUAAAUUCGUGUUGUCCUGGUUUUGUUGACACUGAUAUGACUGACCAUAAAGGUGUGAAGACAACGGAUGAAGGUGCUGAUACACCGUUCUAUUUGGCCACAUUACCGAUUGGCUCAAAAGAGCCAAUUAAUCAAUUCGUCUACGAAAGGAAGGUAACUGGGUCAAACAAAGGCAUUGGAUAUACCAUUGUUGAAAAGCUUGCAGAAUUUUAUGGGACGUCAGGAGAGUGGGAUAUUUAUCUAACAGGUAAGAAGUUGUUGGUUGAUAAUUUAACAGCUCGAAAUGUUGAGCUUGGUCAGGAAGCUGUGGAGAAGCUCAGUAACAAGGGCCUGGAUGUUAAAUUUCAUCAACUAGAUAUAACUGAUCGAGAUAGUCGAAAAGCGUUCCUAACAUUUGUAGAGAGAAACUAUCCUAAUGGAAUCAACAUUGCAGUGAAUAAUGCUGGGAUUGCCUUUAAAGCUGACACUCCAGAGUCACUUGGCGAGCAAGCACGAGUCACUGUUAACACUAACUUCACUUCGACUGUCGAUUUCACGGAAGAGUUCAUUCCUUUACUGGCUGAAAAUGCCAGAGUCGUCAACGUAUCUUCUACUCUUUCUUUGUUCAAUCUGAUGAAACUUAGUGACGAUCUGUACGAAAAAUUUGUCGGCCAAAUGAAUCUUUUUGAAUUAAAAGAACUUAUGGCGGAGUUUGUAAGGUCUGCUGAGGAUGGUACUUAUUCUGAGAAAGGUUGGGUGUCAAGUGCGUAUGCGGUAUCUAAAAUAGGCCUUACAAAGGCUUCAUUUAUUUUUGGUGAAAUGCUGAAAGAUGAUCCAAGAGGGAUUGUGAUAAAUUCGUGUUGUCCUGGUUUUGUUGACACUGAUAUGACUGACCAUAAAGGUGUGAAGACAACGGAUGAAGGUGCUGAUACACCGUUCUAUUUGGCCACAUUACCGAUUGGCUCAAAAGAGCCAAUUAAUCAAUUCGUCUACGAAAGGAAGGUGGUCAAAUGGUCCAGAUGA
Messenger RNA from Schistosoma guineensis, 1662 nucleotides. The record is from the annotation of a GenBank genome assembly. Lineage: Eukaryota; Metazoa; Platyhelminthes; Trematoda; Strigeidida; Schistosomatidae.